Messenger RNA from Gilbertella persicaria, 4286 nucleotides. Its product is annotated as intron-binding protein aquarius. The coding region runs from base 91 to 4260 and encodes 1389 amino acids. Gene Ontology annotation, molecular function: helicase activity; mRNA binding. Gene Ontology annotation, biological process: mRNA splicing, via spliceosome. NCBI's taxonomy places the organism in Eukaryota, Fungi, Mucoromycota, Mucoromycetes, Mucorales, Choanephoraceae. The transcript has 10 exons. Gene Ontology annotation, cellular component: catalytic step 2 spliceosome. The record is from RefSeq and is a predicted model, not a curated record.
GAUACUCUGACUUUCAAUCACUCGUAAGCAGUCCUUUCUUUUUUUUAAUGGAAUAAAGCGUGUGUUUCUUUCUUUUACUUGUAUACAGCCAUGUUCCAACGAACGACUUUACCGCUUCACGCAGCGCCAAGUGAAGCUUCGUCACUCAAACAACGAAACUUGACACUGGCUGAUAUUCAGUCGGAUACGCUUUCCAAGAUCGCCAAGAAGCAUUUUGAAAGCAAGUUUGAUCCUAACGUCGUCGAGAAUAUUUAUACACAAGAACUCGAAGCUUCCAACUUUAGUUUUCAGAAAAUCAUGUUGCUAGAAUUCACUCAAUACUUAGAAAAGUAUCUCUGGCCUCAUUAUAGCCAAAAAGCUUCUUUACACCAUAUUGUAUCUAUUUGUUUGAUUGUGAAUGAAAAAGCACGCCAACAUAUUUCAGCCUGGGGCGCGUUUGGACAAGAUACUGAAAAGUUUUCGAGUUUCUUUAGACGAGUAACACAACUAGUAGAAUCAGAACAAUCUCCUUUUAUCACUAGACAAUUGCUCGUCUUCUUGAUCCAUUGUUUCCAAAGUUUUGAAAAUGACCUUGUUCGUACUGAAUGUCUAAAGCUUGUCACCAUUGGUAUCUGGAUACAUUUAGCCCAUCAAGAAAGAAAACAACAGUUAUUCAACAAGUAUCCUGCUCUUUUGAAAUUAUGGAAUUCUAGCAACAAAAAGCUCAAUGCUGCAGAUGAAGCAACAAGACAACAAUUGGAAUUUGAAAGAAAUUGGUUAAGCAACUUAUUACAGAAAUACGUUCAAUCUAUUUAUCAAAUCCCAGCAGAAGGAGAAGUCGACCAAGAAACGCUCAAGAUCAAUGAACGCUUUUUGGAGUUCUUUAUUGAUUUAGAAGCUCAAUUACCCACUCGUCGUUUCUUCAACACUUUGUUAGAUGAUCAUCAUAUUAUUGUAUUGACUCAGAUGGCACCUUUCCAACAACGGCAAGACAAAGAUGUUGAUUUACUCAAGAAGCUUUCUACAACACUUGCUUUUUAUGCUAAAUUUGAAAUCAACGAUCAAACGGGUAUUGCAUUAACGGAUAUAGAAAUGACAGAAGCACACUGUCAGCAAUUAUUACAUUUGCAGCGUACGGCUUUUGUAUCCUUUAGAAAAGAAAUCACAGAGUUACCUUUGGCCAACUUGGGUUCAAUUGAAACCCGUCAAGAUUUACUAUGGCAUUUUGAACCAUUAUCCAAAGACGUACUUGUUCGUUUAUGCGACACACUUUAUGUUCGUAGUUCACCACUUAUAAGUUCCUUGGAGAUUGACACCAAAGACCUUUUGAUCAAUGUAUUGAUUGACAAGUAUCAAAAGCGUAUCAGCCAAGUACAGAAAAUCAACAGCCAACCAUUGUAUCCUGACGAAGAGACUUUGUUUAAUGAUCAUUUGGUGCAAUCUCAAUUCUACACAGGCGAUCGUCCUUUGGCUUUGCCUAAGCUCAACCUUCAGUUUUUGACAUUACAUGAUUACCUCUUGAGAAACUUUACUCUGUUUCGAUUAGAGAGCUCUUAUGAAAUCCGUCAAGAUAUUGAAGACGUAGUGAAGCGUAUGGCUCCUCGUUUGACUUAUCCUGAACGCAAAACUGAAUUUGCUGGUUGGGCUCGUAUGGCUGUACCCAUUGAUGAGUUUACCAUGGUCGAAGUUGGACAGCCUAAUCUAGGUGAAGAAAAGCCCUCUUGUGUCUUGGCUGAUAUAAGUUUCCAAGUGGGUAAUUUUACAAACACAAUUCGUCAUGAAUGGGAUAGUUUACGCAAACACGAUGUUCUGUUCUUGUUGACUAUUGAGGCUACAGAGAACUCUACAGAGAAAUUGAAAGACGAAGAGGACUUUAGAGAACAUUAUGGUAUUCGCUAUGUUCGUGGUUGUGAAGUGGUUGAAGUAUUAGGUUCUGAUGGACGAUCUAUGGAUGAUGGAUCUCGACCUACAUUUGAAGAAAAGAACAACAAAUGGAAAGGCACCGAGAGAAAGAUUCGUGUUGAAUUAGAUGCCAGUCAAUACAAGAUGGACAUGAAUAAACCUAACGAUAUCUAUCAAUCCUUUAAUAUUCUCGUCCGCAGAAAACCACAAGAAAAUAACUUCAAGUCUGUUUUGGAAACCAUUCGCGACUUGAUGCAAAGUGAUCUUGUUGUGCCUGACUGGCUUCAAAAAGUGUUUUUAGGUUACGGUGAUCCUUCCAGUGCUCAUUAUGCCAAGAUGCCUAACCGUGAGCGAGAAAUCAAUUUCCAUGAUACUUUCCUUGACUGGCAUCAUUUAAAAGAAAGCUUCCCUCAGAGAGAUCUUUCGAUUGCUGCUGGUGAGUCUGUGGAUCCACCUUAUAUUGUUACUUUAGUCGAUAACCCUAUGGACAUCAAACCUACAAAGAAAUCGAAAAAGAACAAACCACAAGAAACAAAGCGAGAGACAUUUGAUAUCUCUACUUUCCAAAUACCCAAUAUGGGUCCUUAUCCUCAAGACGAGCCUAAAAAGAACCAAAUCAGAUUUACACCUGUCCAGAUUGAAUCGAUCUAUUCAGGUAUGAAUCACGGCUUGACGAUGGUUGUCGGUCCUCCUGGUACGGGUAAGACAGACGUAGCUGUUCAGACCAUUGCCAAUCUUUACCGUAACCAUCCUGAACAACAUACUCUGAUUGUGACACACAGCAAUCAGGCCUUAAACCAGAUCUUUGAAAAGAUGGUCGAACUCGAUGUAGAUCCUAGACACCUUGUUCGCCUUGGUCACGGUGAAGAAGAGUUAAAUACCGAAUUCAAUUUUAGCAAAUACGGACGUGUGGCAUCUGCUCUUGAGCGUCGUCUUGAACUAUUGGCUCAAGUAGACCGUCUUUCUCAAUCCUUGGCUAUCCCUGGCGAACAUGGUGCUACUUGCGAAACUGCUGGUUACUUUUACCAUAUUCAUAUCGUGCCUCGUUGGGAUACUUUUAUGGAAGCUGUCUCUCAAGAGGAUAUGACAGUGGAACAGAUACGCGAUCAAUUCCCUUUCCCUCAAUUCUUUGCCAAUGCACCCAAGCCUAUCUUUACAGAUACAAUGACACCUGCUGAAGCUCUGGAACAUGCCACUGGUUGUUAUCGACACUUGCAAGCCAUUUUCACCGAAUUAGAAGACAUUCGACCCUUUGAACUCUUACAGACAGGAUCCGAUCGUGCUAAUUAUCUCUUGACAAAAGAAGCCAAGAUCAUUGCCAUGACAUGUACUCAUGCUGCACUCAAGCGACGUGAACUUGUGCAACUCAAGUUCAAAUACGACAACAUUAUUAUUGAAGAAGCAGCACAAAUCUUGGAAGUUGAGACAUUCAUCCCACUCUUGUUGCAAGAGCCUGAGGAUGGCAAGAAUCGAUUGAAGCGUGUCAUGUUGAUUGGCGAUCAUCAUCAAUUACCUCCUGUGGUUAAGAAUGCUGCUUUCCAGCAAUACGGCAAUAUGGAACAAAGCAUGUUUGCUCGUUUUGUUCGACUGGGUGUUCCUACACUUCAGUUAGACAAACAAGGCCGUGCUCGCCCUUCACUUGCUAAACUUUACCAAUGGCGUUAUGAUCAUCUAGACAAUCUGGAGCGAGUCCAACUGGACGAAUACACAAGAGCCAAUGCCGGGUUCACGUAUGACUAUCAACUUGUCCAUGUGGAUACCUACCAAGGUGAAUCAGAACCUGUGCCUUUCUUUUACCAGAAUUUGGGUGAAGCAGAAUAUGUUGUGGCUGUCUAUCAAUACAUGCGCCUGAUUGGCUAUCCUGCAGAAAAGAUCUCCAUCCUGACAACCUAUAAUGGUCAAAAGGCCUUGAUUAAUGAUGUGUUGGAGCGUCGUUGUGGAUGGAAUCCAUUCUUUGGUCAACCUAUCGUGAACACGGUGGAUAAGUAUCAGGGACAACAAAACGAUUAUAUCUUAUUGUCGCUUGUCAGAACAAAGGCUGUAGGCCAUAUUCGUGACGUACGUCGAUUGAUUGUAGCCAUGUCCCGAGCCAAAUUAGGUCUCUAUGUGUUUUGCAACAAAGAUUUGUUUAUAAACUGUGUUGAACUAGAACCUGUCUUUAGAUUGCUCAACAGUCGACCUAGUACAUUACAAAUUCAACACGAUGAGCGAUAUCCUGUCGAACGCGACAUUGACGAUUUAGGCAAGACAGUCGAGAUUGCGAAUGUAGAGGACAUGGGCAACUUGGUCUAUAAACUAAGUCAGGAACAAUUAGAAUCCAUGCGCCAACAAGAAGCAGAAAGACUUGCACAAGAGGAAGAAUACAUGAUGGAAGAUUAAAUAAAGUUUAUUUCUUGACGCCAAUC